Effrenium voratum is the source of this 804-nucleotide messenger RNA. The record is from the annotation of a GenBank genome assembly. Lineage: Eukaryota; Dinophyceae; Suessiales; Symbiodiniaceae.
GCUGUGGGCAAAGACGACCCAGAACACCUCCAGCAAAAACUGCGACUCGCUGAGUCUCAGCCAUGGCGUUUGCGCGCCGCAGAUCCGGAUCCGGCUUCGCCUUGCUGGCCAUUGCCUGGUGGCUGAGGCCGGAGACCGAACUCAUCGCCUGGAUGGGGCGGCGCGCUGCAGGUGCCGCCACUCUGUCGCUCCUCACGCUGCGGCCGUUGCCAUGCACUGCAGAGGGUGACAUCCCCUGGGCUGAGCCGAAGCGCCAGAAGACCUCCACAGAGCAACUUGCGGAGGACUUCACUCGCGCCUUCCAGCGCACCCAGUGGGGCGUCAACGGGAAGGUGCAGCCACGCUUCUUCGCGGACGGCUUCGUCUUCCGCGACCCGGAUGUCACCACGAAGGGCCUCCAGGCCUACUCCAAAGGGACCGGCGCUGUGCUGUCCAACUGCCGGGCUGAUGCCAUCGACGUGAAGGUUUUGUCCCCGGACAGCUUCGCCAUCCGCUGGCGCAUCGCGGGCACGGCCAACGUGCCCUUCCCCGGCCUCAGGAUCAAGCCCUACAUUGUCACCAGCGCCUUCACGGUGGACUCCGACGGCCUAGUGGACUCCGAGACGGACAGCUUCUCCAUCCCCAGUUGGGACAUCCUUCUCUCCGCCGCGGCUGAUUGGUUGCCCGGCUUGGCGCCCCCCGAGCCGCCCCUGCAGUCCCCCUUCGCGUAAACUGCCUCAAAGGCAGACCGGCGCCCAGAGACACGAGGAAUGGGCGUGUCUUUGUUGAGGCUGGCGUCUGUUGAAGUCAUGUGGCUAUGGGUCA